This is a messenger RNA of Diachasma alloeum, 1218 nucleotides long. RefSeq lists its product as uncharacterized. The record is from RefSeq and is a predicted model, not a curated record. Gene Ontology annotation, molecular function: zinc ion binding; nucleic acid binding. The transcript has 2 exons. The coding region runs from base 1 to 1218 and encodes 405 amino acids. NCBI's taxonomy places the organism in Eukaryota, Metazoa, Arthropoda, Insecta, Hymenoptera, Braconidae.
AUGUCACCCGAAACCUUGAUGGAUGAGAUGCUGUCAUCGCAAGCAGCAUGGAACGCAACGAGCGACUUCGCGGCAGCAGUCAUGAAGGAGCUCAGGAGAGAGGAACGCGAACGUGGUGGAUGGGAGAAGACACAGAAGACAAAACCUCAUGAGCCAACAUCGAAGGAUGUUGGAUCACGAAGUGGGGUGCCGAAUGAGCACCAGACCAAGAAGAAGAGAAAUCGCGAGUCCCCGGGAACGGAUCCUGAUGCUCUGAAGAGGUCUCGACAGGAGACCACACCAAUCCAACCGAAGCGGGCGUCGGAACCGCAGAGGGAUGCAGGCGAACACCAGCAAAUCGGGCCAGGAAAAAAUGAGGUUCACGACAGUGAGGGCUGGCAGAAGUGGAAGCGGCGAAGGAAGAAAUCUGAGCAAGCUCCUGAGUCGCUUAGGCAAAACCCAAGCCGAAAGCGAACCCAGAGGAAAUCAGCGGUCAGGUCGAAAGCACUGAUCAUUCGCCCUAAGGAGAAGGAGAUGUACUCCGAAAUCCUACGGCGAGUGAAGAAGGAUAGCGCUUGUGGUGAGGCUAGUGAUUGCGUCGAGAAGAUCAGACGCACGGCCGCAGGGGACAUGCUAAUUAUCCUCAACAAGAAGGAGACCGAUGGAGCUUCCCAGCUACGAUCAGCCAUUGCUGACCUGCUCGGCCAAGAGGCCGACGUGCUAAGCAAAGAGCCCCGGGAAGAUAUCGAAAUCAAGGACAUUGACGAGGAUACAUCCAAAGAGGAAGUCCUUGAGGCCCUACAGAGAGCUGUAGGUGAGGAACACCAAAUGGGUUCCGAGACCAUCCAGUCUAUGCGCAAAGCAUACGGUGGAACUCAAACUGCCUGUUUGACCCUCACGUCAGCUGCGGUGAAAAAGAUCCUGGGAGAGGGCGACCACGGGAAGAUUAAGAUCGGCUGGGUAAACUGCUGCAUACGUAGAGUACAGAGGCCGGUCAAGUGUUUCAAGUGCUGGCACUGCGGACAUCUCGCCAGCAAGUGUAGGAGCGCAGUGGAUCGGUCGAAGCUCUGCGCAAGAUGUGCAGGAGAUGGCCACAAGGCCAAGGAGUGUCAGAAGGAUCCCCGGUGCGCCCUAUGCGCUGAAGAUGGGAAAACGGAGAAUUGUGCCCAUAUCGCUGGCAGCAGCAGAUGCCCAGCUUACACAGUGGCACUCCAGAAGCUCACCAGAAAAAGGCGCUAG